UACAAAUCCAAAGGUCCACGUGAGGGCCAAGGUCACCCGCAUCUCUUCCCCCCCCCUUCUCACUUCUGCGGAACCCAACUUCCUUGAAAUUGUGAAGUCCGGGGAUAUCAUUCCACUUUCAAUACAUUUAGUCUUGACCUCUUUUGUUUGAUUUUAGAGAUUUCCGCGACCAUGUUUGAGCGUCGUGCAGGGGAUCGUUAUCGCCUUCGAAUGCACCGAGCCCGUUCGGCCGUGCUGACCUCAGAUGAAAUGGUGGAGGUGCGUGCGGCCCAACGCACCUUCGAGGGGGCUUAUGUCCGAACCGCUCUUUCUCAGUUCUCCUUCGCCCUCGUCGUACUCAAGAUUUUCACCGCCGAGUUCUACAGUAUUGGGGCUCUGUUCGCGAUAUACGGUACGGGUGUUCUCAUCAUCGGACUUUUCCGCCGCUCGCAGGGAAACAAACAGUUCUUCUCUGAAGUAGGGGAGGAUGGGAUCCAUCGGCACAAAUUCCGUACCAGUGGAAAUGCGGUCUUGGUCUUGACAGCACUGAGUAUUGCGGCAUACGCAUGCUUGAUUGGCUUGACCUUGAACUUGAGCAACUGAUAAGGAACAUUCUGCGCGGAUGGUUGCACGCGAUCCACACACCGUAUCCAAUAUCCCUGGAGGCCAUCUUCUAGGCAUGCUAUCUGUGAUACCCCCCUGCGUUACCGCCAAGCGCCAAGGAUUCCGCACCUGACGGGAAUAUGGGUUACCAUUUUCGGGGCUUACGGCAGCGGAGAUCAAUGUGCAGCAACGGACGCAUACAGUUGGUCGGAGAUCAAUCUGUUGUGUCGAGGACCGAAGGUCGCCAAGGAAGCCGAGUAUGGAUCAGCCCGAGCGGUGAGACUCAGGUCACACAAGGUGUUCCAAUAAUUAUUGUUUGAUCCACUGGAGGCUGAGUUCAAUUCUAAAUAUGGAGUAUUUAUGUGUACUUUUGUUGAGCCGGGCAUAUCUGGAAUCAAUU
Molecule: messenger RNA, 982 nt
Organism: Penicillium samsonianum
Lineage: Eukaryota; Fungi; Ascomycota; Eurotiomycetes; Eurotiales; Aspergillaceae
Exons: 2
Coding region: 172-582 (136 amino acids)
Source: RefSeq, a predicted model, not a curated record